Messenger RNA from Camellia sinensis, 1351 nucleotides. It is a transcript of the gene ATMYB103, whose product is annotated as myb domain protein 103. The record is from RefSeq and is a predicted model, not a curated record. Lineage: Eukaryota; Viridiplantae; Streptophyta; Magnoliopsida; Ericales; Theaceae.
GAGAGACUAGUCCUUCAACAGGCUCACAAACAAUUCCAUUCAACCAUACAAACUAGUUCUACAACAGAAUCAAAAGAGAUCAAAACAGAAGAAUAAUGGGUCAUCACUCUUGCUGCAAUCAACAGAAGGUUAAGAGAGGCCUUUGGUCACCUGAAGAAGAUGAAAAGCUCAUCAGAUACAUCACUACUCAUGGCUAUGGCUGUUGGAGUGAAGUCCCUGAGAAAGCUGGGUUACAAAGAUGCGGUAAGAGUUGUCGGUUGAGAUGGAUCAACUACUUGAGACCUGAUAUAAGAAGAGGGAGGUUUACUCCAGAGGAAGAGAAGUUGAUUAUCAGUCUUCAUGGUGCUGUUGGCAACAGAUGGGCUCACAUAGCGAGUCAUUUGCCUGGAAGAACCGACAAUGAAAUCAAGAAUUACUGGAAUUCAUGGAUCAAAAAGAAGAUUCGAAAACCUGCGACAUCACAUCCACCGGCAACUAACAAACCUAGCGCUGAUCAACAUUCCCAAUUUAAUUAUGCCACCACCAACCACGUAGAUUUCUUGAACCAAGAUUUGGUAACAAAGCCACCUAUUCAAGAUACCCUAUUCUCUUCUCCAAGCCCUUUGUUCAUGUUCGACACGUCCGGUUCAACGCUCGAGGGGAUUAGCGCGGAUGGUAAUGAAAGAUCAGAGUUUUUCCACGAACAAUUGGGGUUGAAUUCUGAAAUUAGUACUUGGCAUAUGAACCAACAAGAAGUUCCAUCUCUCCCUCCUCCGGUAUUGUCUUUUACGACUAGCAUGGACUUGAAUAAUUACUUGCCGCCAUUAAUAGAGAACAUUGAGAACAUGGUGUCCAUGGAAGUUCAGCAGCCUAACAGUAUCAAUGAAGAAAGAGACAUGGCACUGGAUUGCUUACAGAGACAAGAAUUGAAUGAAUGGGUUGAUUCCCAACACUGCCCAAGUUUUCUAUUUUGGGACCAUCCUGAUCAAGGACCACUUCGUGGGGAAGAGGAAAUUGCACCAAGUUCAUCAAACAUGGGAACUAUGCUAUCUUCUUAUCCUUCAUCUUUAUGAUAUGUUAAUGAUCAACCCGGCACGGACAAAUUUGUUUUAUUCGUUUUCUUUUUUUGGUGAUUUACUUGUUCUUAUCCUUAUACUUUGAUUGGCGAGUUAAAGAAACAAGAGAAAAUGCAAUGUGAACAAAGCAUGCAAUGUUUCUUUGUCUAAGAGAAAGAAGAAAAGAGAAAGACAGAAGGAAUAACGCAAGGCAACAACCAGCAAAGGAUGGUGAAGAUGAGACCAUUCCUUGCUCCUUCACUGUGUUUGCAUGUCAUGGUGUUGAAUACUAAUAGAAAUGGUUUUGCUUUUCCACU